Messenger RNA from Leguminivora glycinivorella, 866 nucleotides. RefSeq names its product EF-hand calcium-binding domain-containing protein 1-like. The record is from RefSeq and is a predicted model, not a curated record. Bases 121 to 789 code for a protein of 222 amino acids. NCBI's taxonomy places the organism in Eukaryota, Metazoa, Arthropoda, Insecta, Lepidoptera, Tortricidae. The transcript has 5 exons. Gene Ontology annotation, molecular function: calcium ion binding.
UAUAGUUAUUAAUUGAGUUAUUACAAACCUGAAAUAAAAUUGCAGUCUGCUAAAUCAAAUUAAAUAAUAAUUUCGUUAGUUUUUGAUAGUGGUUAUAUUAUCAAGUGAUAUUUAUUCACAAUGUCAGCAUCAUUGGAUUCAUCUUUGGAUCCUAUGGAAGAAAUCCGGUUUCGAAAGAAAAAUGGACAAAUCUGGGCAGAGAUACAGAAAGAAACGCAUUUUACAUUUGAUGAAAUAGAACAAAUAAUGGUGAUAUUUUUUAAAAUACAAAAGCGUGAUGAGAAACCAGCCGGACCUGACUUGAUUUCACGAGUUCACUUCCGUGAUGUGCUUCAUACCGGGUUAGGUAUGACUGACGCAUACAUGAUGGAACGCGUCAUGGUAGCGCUGGACCGGGGCACAUCACCUUUCGUCACAAUGGCCACCUUCGCUAAGGCGAUGUCUCUUUACCUGCGAGGAUCCCUGGAAGAGCGUAUCACAUACGCAUUCACGUGUUACGACUUGUUGGGUGAAGGACACUUACGAAGAGAAACAAUGUACCAACUCAUGAAAAAAAGCCUGGCAAAAGCAUCCCGAGACGACGACGUCGAAGAGGCAGUUAAGGAAUUCGUGGAUAUAAUGCUGAAGAGAAUGGACAUGGACCUGGACGGGGUGAUCAACUUCCAGGACUUCCACACGGCCGUGGUGAACACGCCCUCGCUGCUGGAGAGUCUGGGCUACUGCCUGCCGGAGCGCACUGCGGUUUACUCGUUCAUCGCCACCUGGUGUCCUACGUGGGGAAAAAUGUGAUCUACUUUUAUUUUCUGAAAACGGUUUAUAUCUCUUCACAUUUCGAAAAUUCUAAUUACAUAUAUAUUUUUAUUCCA